UAUCAUCAAGCUUUUGUUACUGCGACCAUUCGUCGAACUUUGCUGUCCUAAUGCAAGUCACAGAAUAUGAGAUUUCAGAAGCUGACUCUUUGGCACUUAUGUGGAUAACAUACAUUGGGUGCUGUUUAUCCAUAAUGCUAUUGCUAUUAACGUUGGCGAUCUAUGGAUGUCUUUGGAAGCUUCGAUCAGAUAGAAUAUUCAUUCACUCCAGCUUGGCACUUGCAAUUUUGAUUGCACAGUUGCUCUUUAUUGGAGGUCUUGAGAGAACUGAAGACAAAGUAGUGUGUAAGGUUAUUGCAAUACUCCUCCAUUUCUUCUACCUGUCCGUCUUUGGUUGGAUGCUUGUAGAAGGAAUACACCUUUACAGGAAGGUGAUUAAAGUCUACGGAAGUGAGAACAUCAAGAUGUAUCCGUACCUACUCGUCGGCUGGGGCAUUCCUGCCGUCAUUACCUUGGUAUCCCUUGGUAUUCGUAUUGAAGGCUACGGGACGAACAAAGUUUGCUGGCUUGACAUCUCAUCUGGUUUGAUAUGGGCUUUCGUUGUUCCAGCUCUUAGUGUGAUUGGGGUGAACAUCAUCGUGUUUAUCUUGGUGUUGCGAGUUAUUGUGAAAUCAGCCGAGUUAAAUGAUAAAGAACAUGCAAACAUCAAAGCUGGAUUAAAGGGCGCCGUGGUACUGCUCCCAAUCCUCGGUCUGACUUGGAUCUUUGGGCUAUUGGCCGUCAAUAGCGCCACCAUUAUGUUUCAGUACCUGUUUACCAUCUUCAACUCUUUCCAGGGUCUCUUCAUAUUCCUGAACCAAUGCGCUCUUAACUCAGAGGUCAAGGCAGCGUUUUUGCGUAUAAGAGAAAAGCGAAAAUUGUUGUCGGGUACUUCAAUUAGCACAGAUCAGCCAGCACACGUCAAUUCAACGUCGGUUACACAGAAUACUGAAGUGAAUACCGUUCCCGACAAAGACACCAAUAUGCAUCCCGCCCUUGAUGAUGAUGGUCUGACGGUGGAACCGGUGGUAAACGCCGAGGAAUGUAUUCAAGAUCUGGAAAAGGCUCCUGAACCAGUAUCAAAUGAGCAACAGCGAAGUGAACCCUUUGAGUUUUACAAGCUACCGCCCUCUGCCAACUUAAACGCUCUGAGGAAGCUUCACAGCAAUAAAGUCUACCCCAAGUUCAUGGACGAAGGUCCUACGGAGGAAUUGUUUUCGUUAUAACCUUGUCUUUAAUUAACCUUUUCUCGUAAAAUUAAUCAUCCGUUGUAGUUGUAACAAAGCUCAAGUACAUUAAGUGAUACGGGCUUCGUCGUAUUUUGGAGUAGGAAGUAGUAACAGUAAAAUGACGAUCAUGCACCAUUAAUGAUACAAAGUGCACAACAAAAUAAAGAUAAUUUGCAGUAUACAAAUAGCAUAAAUAUUUAAUAACAAAGCAAGCAGUAAGAUAUUAGCACAUAUUGAUGUGAUGGUUUUAACCAUCACAUCAAUUUGUACUAAUAUCUUACUGCUUAAAAGUGUCGAAAGGUUGAUGUUACCAGUUAUCAUUAUGAAAUAGUCAAUACAUAAGUUAAAUAGAAAUAUAAUAUCGCCUUUUUACAUGCAAAAACGUUUUUCUAUAAUGGCAUGAAUGCAAGUUCAAUAUAAACUGUCGGCUCUGUAAACAUACCCCUUCUUGAAAAUAUACCUGAAGCAUGGCGCAGCCAUGUGCCAAAUUUCCUACAGCUGGCGAGUACCAUAGUCUGUUUUUGGGGGGUUUUUUUUGGUAAGGAUUAUCCGGUCCACACAAUCUAUUUUUCUGGUGUCGUGGUCAAACCACCCAAUGGAAACUGUCAACGGUUUGCUAUGUAAUCAUGUUAAUAGAAUGCGCUAACUAUUUUGUUUGAGUUAUUGUGUCAUAUUGCCUCUUCUUUCCGACUACUCUUCUUAUUUCUUGCUCUUUUUUCCCAGUAUGACCCUGAAUCGGUGCUAAAAUGACUCACAAAAAGAGUACACAAAACUAACGCCAGAUCUGAGUCAAAAUCCCACUAUACUGAUACUUUGAUAAUGACCAGUGUUUAUAACACGCUGGCUGCCGCGUGUCGGGCGCGCAAGAUUAUCACGCGGAACGCAA
This is a messenger RNA of Asterias rubens (European starfish), 2094 nucleotides long. RefSeq names its product adhesion G-protein coupled receptor D1-like. Gene Ontology annotation, cellular component: membrane. NCBI's taxonomy places the organism in Eukaryota, Metazoa, Echinodermata, Asteroidea, Forcipulatida, Asteriidae. The transcript has 11 exons. The record is from RefSeq and is a predicted model, not a curated record. Gene Ontology annotation, biological process: adenylate cyclase-activating G protein-coupled receptor signaling pathway; cell surface receptor signaling pathway. Gene Ontology annotation, molecular function: G protein-coupled receptor activity. The coding region runs from base 51 to 1205 and encodes 384 amino acids.